Messenger RNA from Maudiozyma barnettii, 639 nucleotides. RefSeq names its product Erp5p (gene ERP5). The coding region runs from base 1 to 639 and encodes 212 amino acids. The record is from RefSeq and is a predicted model, not a curated record. The transcript has a single exon. Gene Ontology annotation, biological process: intracellular protein transport; Golgi organization; endoplasmic reticulum to Golgi vesicle-mediated transport. Gene Ontology annotation, cellular component: COPII-coated ER to Golgi transport vesicle; Golgi apparatus; endoplasmic reticulum. Lineage: Eukaryota; Fungi; Ascomycota; Saccharomycetes; Saccharomycetales; Saccharomycetaceae.
AUGAAAGUCCAAGUAUUGACACUGAUUUCUGCUGUGAUGGCAUUGAUUUGCCCUAUCCAAGCCAUGCACAUCUACUUAAAGCCAGAAGAAACAAAAUGUUACUAUGAACAUCUAACUGCUAAUAGUUUAUUAAUUGGUGACCUUGAUGCAUUUGUUGAAAGAAAUGGUGCAUUUGUGGAGGAUUCAGGUAUCAAAGUUAAGGUUACCAUUGAUGAAACAUUCGACAACAAUCAACGUGUUUUGAACCAAAAGAAUUCUAACAGUGGUGAUUUUUCAUUCACUGCCUUGGAAACAGGUGAACAUAGAAUAUGUUUAACUCCAUCUUACAGUGAUGCAUCUGCCAACAUUAGAGUAUUUGUUGAUUUUGAGAUCAGUCACGUUCACUCAUUAGACAGUAAAAGAAAGGACGAUGUCGAAUCCCUAAAGUCUAGAGUCCUGCAAUUGACCCAAAGACUUGAUGCUAUAAAGGGUGUUCAAGGUGACAUCAGAGACAAUGAAGCCAAAUUCAGAAAUCAAAGUGAAUCUGCCAACAGUAAAAUUAUGUUCUGGUCUGUUUUACAAGUCAUUGCUCUAGGUUGUACAUGUGCAUUUCAAUUAAAUUAUCUAAAGAACUUCUUUGUUAAACAAAAGGUUGUGUGA